Cladophialophora psammophila CBS 110553 is the source of this 1074-nucleotide messenger RNA. RefSeq lists its product as uncharacterized. Gene Ontology annotation, biological process: mitochondrial respiratory chain complex I assembly. Gene Ontology annotation, cellular component: mitochondrion. The transcript has a single exon. Lineage: Eukaryota; Fungi; Ascomycota; Eurotiomycetes; Chaetothyriales; Herpotrichiellaceae. Gene Ontology annotation, molecular function: S-adenosylmethionine-dependent methyltransferase activity. Bases 1 to 1074 code for a protein of 357 amino acids. The record is from RefSeq and is a predicted model, not a curated record.
AUGAAGCCACCGGCGCUUCGGCCAUGGCUUCCCACUGCAGCUCUACGACGACGUCUAUGCUUCCACAGGUCAUACGCAAUACAGGUCCCCGGGGGUCCAACUCUCCAGGUCUUCAACGAGAAUGUGAAGUACCUCCAGAAAGAACGGGCUGCCUCAAAUGCAGAAUACAGCCGCAAGGUCGACUAUUUGAAAGAUGAGGUAGCCCAGAGACUUGUUGACCGACUCCUCGACAUCAAUCGCGAGUUCCCCCAUGUACUCGACCUGGGCGCCAAUAGCUGCAACAUAGCACGAGCACUCUCUAAGCCGCCAUUGAGCGCGCAAGAGUUGCCAGAAGGAGCAGCAGACUCCAAGAUCCCUCUCUCAGAACGGAUACAUCGCCUCACCUGUGCAGAUACUUCUCCGACGACUCUCCACCGCGACGAUUCGCUGCCUGCGCCCACAGUUCCGAUCACACAAGAGGUCCUCCCUUCUCUUGAGACGCUGCCUUUUGAGGCGAACACUUUCGAUGCUGUUCUCUCUUCUCUAACUCUCCAUUGGAUCAACGACCUCCCAUCCGUCCUGUCAAGCAUAAACAACAUCCUUAAACCUGACGCCCCCUUCCUCGCGGCCAUGUUCGGCGGAGACACACUUUUUGAAUUACGCUCAUCUCUGCAACUGGCUGAUCUUGAGCGCCGUGGUGGCGUUUCUCCGCACAUAUCACCGUUGGCGGACGUCAGAGACGUGGGGAAUCUGCUCGGCCGAGCUGGAUUCAGGCUUUUGACCGUCGACGUUGACGACAUAAUAGUCGAAUACCCCGACACGUUUGCAUUAAUGACGGAUAUUCAAGCCAUGGGCGAAGGAAACGCCAUUCUCAAGUCCAUGGGUGGCCCCAUGAGUCGAGAUGUGUUGUUGGCCAACGAGGCCAUAUACAGGGAAUUGCAUUGUAAAGAGGAUGAAAAGGAUAGAAUACCGGCCACUUUUAGAGUGAUUUACAUGAUUGGGUGGAAGGCUGGUAAGGGGCAGCCACAACCUUUAGAACGAGGAAGUGGGAAUGUUAACAUGAAGGAUAUACUCGGCGGAGGAGAAUUCAUGUAG